Closterium sp. NIES-67 is the source of this 3762-nucleotide messenger RNA. The record is from the annotation of a GenBank genome assembly. Lineage: Eukaryota; Viridiplantae; Streptophyta; Zygnematophyceae; Desmidiales; Closteriaceae.
CACUGGGCUUCCCUUCCUUCGGUCCACCAAGGGAGGUGCUAGGGUUUGGUUCCUUCGUGCCAGCCCUCGCGUACUCUCAGGGAUAGCCAGCUGGCUGUAGCUGUCCAAGUGCGGUUCCGUCCCACCUUUUUUUCCCGUUUCCUGUUGUAGGCGUAACCUCGAUUUUUUCAUCGUCAGCUUCUUUGUUGGGUGCGGUGUCGAUGCGUGUAGUCACUUAGGCUCGAAAUGGCGCCAGGCGAUGGAUUCGACUUCGGCGGGGAGAGAGUCGUCGUGGGAGUUAGCAAGGACCCGUCGUGCAAAGACGCCAUAAAAUGGGCCAUCGCGAAUAAAGUUCGCAGCCCGGACGACAUUCUCAUAUUGCUCCAUGUCGUCACGAAAAUCCCCAGCCCAAGUAUGGGUGCUUAUGGAGGAGCGGGAAGGCAAGUUGCAGGAGCGGUGGAGAUGUACCAGAGCGAGGUCAACAACACCAUGUUCGUGCAUUACGUCCGGACCGUCGUUCAGCCCAUGAUGCUCUCGCUAAAGAAAGUCGUCGAUCCCAAGAUCAAGCUAGAGCUGAAGGUCGGCCGGAACAACUCGAGGGAAAAGGGAAUCGUGGAGGAGUCGAGCAAGCUGAAAGCCACCACGCUGGUUCUCGGAACCAAUGCUCGCGGAAUGUUCAGCAUGCGGGGCAAGUCGUCCAGUACCGGAGCGUACUGCGUUCGUUAUAAGCCGCACGGGCUCUCCGUUUUUGUGAUUCAGAAGGAUAAGGUCGUUUUAUUCAAGGAAUCCGAAGGCUCGCCGCUGUCUUCCGCAUCCGGAAGCCCUGCUGGCUCGGGUCGCCUGAUGGCAGGCUCGGGAGGAUCAGGCCAAGGCUCGGGAGCGCUCGAGCCAACCUACAGCGGCGGGUUCAACGAACCAGGGGGAGGAAGCGGGGAGUACGACGAAUCCGGCGGAGGGGGAUACGGAGGGGGGUACGGCCAGUACCAGCAGUACCCCACGCGCGGGGGAGCUCCGCAAGGGGGGGGCUGGGGCGGCGGCGGAAUGAACGCGCCGUACGGGGAGAUGGGUGGGCACGGGGGGAUGAUGGGUGGAAUGCGCGGGGUGGCGUCGAGAGGCCAGUACGGCAGCAACGACUCCAGCCCCCAAGGCUCCGGCGCCAUGCAACCCUACAUGCCCGCGUCCGGCGGCGGAGGAUCCGGCAGCCUCCAGUCGCGAUUCUCCAUGGACGGGGGAAGCAUGGACAGCUCCCCCGGCGGCGGGCCCAAGGGCGGGAACGAUAUCCAGCAGGCGGCGACACUCUCUGCGCUCGCGUGGUCGAAGCAGGCGGCGAAUACCGCCGAGGGGCAGAAGCUUCAGUCGGACUAUCUGGCGGAGUUUGACGCGUGGAAGCGGGCCAAUCAGGCGGCGACUUUCCAGCAGCAGCAGGAUUUCAUGGUGGAUCUGCAGUCGCGCAUGACGAAGGCGCGCGCGGCGCUCGCGGGGCUGCAGCUGGGGGAAGGCGGAGGGGGAGGGUCGUCCGCUGGGGGGGAGGCGGGGGGUGAUGGUGGCGGUGGCGGGGGUAUGCAGCAUUCGUACCCUGCGGCGAUUCCUGCUCCUGUUCCCGCUGCUUCUGAUGCUGCUGCUGCUGGGUCCGGUGGGGGCGUGGAGAACGACCUGCGUCGCGAGCUGGAGAUGAUGAGGCAGCGCGCAGCAGAGGCGGAAAAGGCUCGCCUGGAGGCGGAGCAGCGCGCGCAGCGAGCGCUCUCCGAAGCCGACCGGUCCCUGCGAGAAGUGGAGGCGCAGAACAAGCGGCGCGAGCUCGAGACCGCGGUGCGCAUCGAAAUGGCGUCGCAGGAGGCCGCGCGCGCCAUGGCGGCGGCGGAGGAGGCGCGGAAGCAGGCGGAGCUGGAGGCGCAGAAGACGGAGGUGGCGAUGAAGCAGGCGGCGAUGACGCGGGCGGCGCUGGAGCUGGAGGAAAAGAGACGGCAGGAGGCGGAGAAGAAGGCUAAGGCGGACAAGGGCGGCAUGCGCAUGAUGGCCAACUACCGCGAGUACUCGUACGAUGAUAUUGUGUUUGCCACAGAGAACUUCAAGGCGGAUCGGAAGCUGGGAGAGGGCGGGUUUGGCACGGUGUUUUCAGGCACGCUGCACCACACGCCCGUGGCGGUGAAGGUGCUCAAGAACACGGACGCCAUGCAGGCUGCGCACGAGUUUCAACAAGAGGUGGAGGUGCUGAGUCAAAUCCAGCACCCGCACGUGGUGAUGCUGCUGGGCUGCUGCCCCGACCGCUACUGCCUGGUCUACGAGUUCAUGGCCAACGGCUCCCUCGAGGACCGCCUCCUCUGCGCCAACAACACGCCGCCCCUCCCCUGGUACAUCCGCAUGCGCGUGGCCGCCGAGAUCGCAUCCGCCCUCCUCAUCCUCCACACGCGCCCGGUCCCCAUCGUGCACCGCGACUUAAAGCCCGGGAACAUCCUCUUAGAUAAGAAUUUCGUUGCGAAGCUGGGCGAUGUAGGGCUUGCAAAGCUCAUGCCGGGUCUCUCCAUGGAUCAGACCUACAUGCGGGAAUCCGUCCCGGUGGGCACCUUUGCGUACGUCGACCCCGAGUUCCAACGCACGGGGGAGUUCGGUCCGAAGUCCGACGUGUACGCGCUGGGGAUCGUGCUCCUGGACCUGCUCACAGGGCGCAAGCCGAACGUGUACGAGGGGUUAGAGGAGGCGGUGGAUGAUGGGGACGAGGAGGCUAUGAGAGAGUAUCUAGACGAGCGGGCGGGCAACUGGCCGCUGGAUAUCGUCAUGGAGGUGGCUAAGAUCGCGGUGAAGUGCUCGGAGAUGAGGCGGAAGAAGCGGCCGGAUUUGGAGACGCAUGUGAUGCCGGUGCUGGACAGAGCGAGGGCGCGGGCGGUUCAGGCGGAGGAGGAGGCGAGGAAGGCCCCGGUGAAGCGUUCGAUUGGGGAUGCGCCCAGCAGCCUCUUCUGCCCCAUCACCCAGGAGAUGAUGGUGACCCCGGUGCUGGCGGCGGACGGGCACACGUACGAGAAGGAGGCGAUCGAGUCGUGGCUAGAGAGAAGCGACCGCUCACCCAUGACCAACGAGCAGCUGCCGUCCAAGGACCUCGUGCCCAACCACGCCGUGCGCGCCAUGAUCAGCGACUGGCGGGAACGUAACCUAUAAGGAAACUAAUCUUAUGAGUGCACGGGUGGCGGGUCUAUUCAAGGUGCCUGAAAAAAAAACCGCGUGACCCAACCAUGCGGCACACGUCAUGAUCCAGGACCGGUGGGAAAGGAACUGAUGAAAGGAUGUGAGAAGCAACGGGGGAAGUACAGAGGUAAAGGCCCUGGCCCCCAGCCCUUUUCGUAGGGGGAGGGGGGGAAAGCAAAAGCCGGAGUGGGCGGGCCAUGCGGAUGGGUGCCGUACUCUUUCUUUCUCUUCUCAAGCUUCGCUGCAGGGGGGCACUUUGGUGGUGUGCAUGGUGUAGGGGCACGUUUACCCUUAACCUUCUUUGUAAAGAAACUCCUGCCACUUCGUCUGCUUCCCGUUGCUCUGGUACCUGUUAGUUACAUAGACUGAAGACCCUUUUUCCGGCGUUCUGUGCAAGCUCUCUAGUCUCUAGCUCCAUAGCAUGCAAUGGGAGGGCGCUUAGGGUUGGGUAAUGUGUUGAGCGGCGUAGUGCCAUACCAUGGUUAUUGCCUACCUUCAUUUGUAGGGGUGGAAGGUACAGAAUUAUAACUCUUGUGGUGUGGAAUGGACACUUGUAGUGCAGUGCCUGCUGGAAGCUUUUUCUAAUACAGUAGGUCGGCAUAG